Messenger RNA from Strongylus vulgaris, 249 nucleotides. Lineage: Eukaryota; Metazoa; Nematoda; Chromadorea; Rhabditida; Strongylidae. The record is from the annotation of a GenBank genome assembly.
AUGGAUCACAUCUACGGCGUCGGAUGUCAUCAAAACCAGUGUCAGAUUGCACAGGACGCUAUGGAUUCCGGACCAAAUGGACACGUCAAGACUCUAUGGAGAUUGUCUCAUGCCCUGCACCUACAACGCAAAACAGUCUCCACCAACGCUGAUGUUCGCGUCCUUGUCGAAGCUGCAGGGCUUCAAUUAUUAUGUAAUCGCCUUGCAGAAAACAAAGUCCAGGAAGACGGACGUGAGGCAGCUGAGUGA